AUGUUUACUGGACAGUACACGUACUGCGGAACAAAUCAUCCCACUGUAAGGGGACCUUACAGUGGGAUGAUUUGUUCCGGCAAAUGGUCCUCUUACAGUGGGAUGAUUUGUUCCGGCGCAGCGGUGAAUAAUAUUGUACCCUGGUACUCUAUGCAUGGCGUGAGGCGUGCUCGCCCUAGCGCAGAGGCUUUAGAGCAGGACAAAGAAAGGUCCAUAUUUCAAGCGGGUUUGAUACGCAGGGCAUUGGUCAUUCGAAAUGAUCCGGAGCAAUCUGUUUUUGAUGAAGAGUUUGAAAAGAAAUACAGUGUUGUUCAACGAGCUAUCGAAUCAAACCCAGAUGAGUACACCUUAUGGGCGUUUCGGAGAGAGAUUCUUAUCGCAAAAAGUGAAUCUUCAUCUCUAACUGACGAUGAGUGGAAGUCAGAGUUGCAGCUAACAUCUCUAGCACUUCAGAGACACCCAAAGGCAUAUCCAGCGUGGCAGCACCGCCUUUGGCUUCUUUCUGAUCGAAAACACAUGUCGAAGGUGUCCCAAGGUUUGAGGGACGCAUCUUUGAAAGAGGAACAGAGGUUGAGUGCGUAUAUGCUUUCUAAAGACGGUCGCAAUUUCCACGGCUGGGCACAUCGCAUGCGCGUGCGUUCUAUUCUUGAGUCCAAGUCGCCAGGAGAGGAAGAGAAUAUGUGGAGACAAGAGCUAGAAUUUGUUGAGGGCAAGAUCAAUGAUGAUUUUGCGAACUAUUCAGCAUGGCAUCACAGAAGCGUUUUGCUUCCGCGAAUCCAUUCCGAAGGACCUAACAUCUUCCUUUCUGAUGAGUUGCAGUUUGUAAGACAAGCAUUUUAUACAGAGCCUGAUGUUCAGUCAGCAUGGUUUUAUCAUCGCUGGCUUCUAGCUGGUGCACCGGCUAGAGGCAACAAAGCUGUUGUUGUUGACGGCUUGCUCGAAGAAGAAUUGGCAGCAUGUGAAGAACUCCUUUCCAUUGAAAAGAACGCUCGUUACGCUUUGCAGACCAAAGUACAUAUCCUUACCAAGUUAGGUAGGCAAUCCGAAACCACUGAGGCCCUUGACCUUCUUGAGAAGAUUGAUCCAUUGCGGCGCGGUUAUUAUCGGCAUCUGCGCAAAACGUGA
This is a messenger RNA of Chondrus crispus (carragheen), 1125 nucleotides long. RefSeq lists its product as hypothetical. The transcript is spliced from 3 exons. Gene Ontology annotation, biological process: protein geranylgeranylation. Gene Ontology annotation, molecular function: Rab geranylgeranyltransferase activity. The record is from RefSeq and is a predicted model, not a curated record. Bases 1 to 1125 code for a protein of 374 amino acids. NCBI's taxonomy places the organism in Eukaryota, Rhodophyta, Florideophyceae, Gigartinales, Gigartinaceae. Gene Ontology annotation, cellular component: cytoplasm; Rab-protein geranylgeranyltransferase complex.